UUCAACAACAGUUGUUGUAUUUGUAUUAAUGGGAAUAUUUGAUUUGUUUGUAUGAUUUUUUUAUCUUAAAACUUAAUUAAUUUAUUAGUCAACUCAAUUGUUCGUUAUUAUUGUAAAUUAUUUCUAGCCAUGAUGGCUACUCUUAGCCAUUGUUUUAAACCUUUUUGUAAUCAUCUGUGGAAACGUAAAUCUUUACUAUUGGCAAUUGUGAUUGUAGUCUCUUUUGGUUUAGUUAUUAUUCAAUAUAGAGAUGUUACUUCUUCACCUCUUUCAUCAUCAUCAUCACUCUCAUCUGCUGUAUUAUAUGGGCCAUCAAGUGUUAAACAAAUGGAAGCAAAUAUGUUUAAUUUAACUCAAAACCGAGCUGUCCUACCUAAACCGUUACAUGUAAAUAGUAUAAAUGAAAUUCCUGGUGCUGCUGCAUCCGAACCAUUUAGUGUAAUUAAUAUUGGAGAUGGUGAGCCUUCAGAUGAAGUAACCCGAACUCGUAGGAACAAGAUUCGUGAAAUGUUAAAAUUCGCAUGGGACAAUUAUGCUAAAUAUGCUUGGGGUGAAAAUGAAUUCAAACCUCUAUCCAGAAGGGCUCACCAUGGUAGUAUAUUUGGUAGAGAAAAAAUAGGUUUAACAAUUAUGGAUGGAAUGGAUACUUUAUUCAUAGCUGGCUUGAAAGAUGAAUUUAAUGCUGCUCGUGAAUGGGUAGAAUCGUCAUUUACGUUAGAAAAUUUUGGCAGUGAUUUAUCAGUUUUUGAGACAAACAUUCGUUUAGUCGGUGGCAUGUUAAGUUGUUAUGCAUUAACGGGUGACAAAUUAUUUCUUGAAAAAGCUGAUUAUGUUGCCGCCAAGCUUUUGCCUGCAUUCAAUACGCCAACCGAAAUACCUUAUGCAUUGAUUAAUUUGCGAACCAAUUCUGCAAAAAAUUAUUUUUGGGCUUCAUCGAGUGCUUCAAUUUUGUCUGAAAUUGGCACUCUCCAUCUUGAGUUUGUUUAUCUUUCUGAAUUGACCAAGAAAGCUGUUUACGCUGAAAAAGUGAUGAAAAUAAGAGAUCAUUUGGACAGCAUGGAGAAAGUUAAUGGAUUAUAUCCCAAUUACAUCAAUCCCAAGACAAAAAAAUGGGGCCAUCAUCACAUUAGUGUUGGAGCUUUGGGAGACAGUUUUUAUGAAUACCUUUUAAAAGCAUGGGUCCAAUCGGGUGGAGAAGAUGAAAAAGCUCGUAGAAUGUAUGAUGAAGCUAUCGAUGCCAUACAGAAGAAUCUACUCAAAACGUCGAAAGGAGGAUUAUCUUAUUUCGCUGAGUUGAAAUACGACCGAAUAGAACCCAAAAUGGACCAUUUAGCUUGUUUCAUUGGAGGUUUAAUUUCUCUUGGAGCUCAAUCUCUGGCACCAGAGGAAAAAGUAAAAGCCAUGAAAGUUGCUGAAGAUGUAACCAAUACUUGCCAUGAAUCUUAUAUAAGAACAGCUGUUGGCUUAGGUCCUGAAUGUUUCAGGUUUACCGCAGAUUUGGAAGCAACAGCAUCACAAUCGGAAAGAUAUUAUAUUCAAAGGCCUGAAUUAAUUGAAAGUUAUUUUUACUUAUGGAGACUCACAAAAGACCCCAAAUACCGCGAAUGGGCCUGGGAAGCUGCUGAAGCCUUUGAAAAACACGCUAAAGUUAUCGGAGGUUACAGUGGUCUUCGAAAUGUUUAUGAACUAAAUAGCCAAAAAGAUGACGUUGAACAAAGUUUCCUUUUUGCUGAAACUUUCAAGUAUCUUUAUUUAAUUUUUUCCGAUGACAAUUUUAUUUCUCUCAAUGAAUGGGUUUUCAACACGGAGGCUCACCCACUUCCAAUUAAGGGUAAAAAUCCCGCCUACCCUAGUCAAGAUGGAUCUUCUGAAUGAUGAUGACGAUGAUGAAAUUAGCAACAAGAGAUGAUUAAAUAAUAAACAAUUACAAGCUUAACAAAACCAGUGAUACUAAGGGAUUUAAGGAAGCAACGUUUUGACAUAACUUUUUUACGAUUUUGUGCUGUUAAAGUGAUUUUUUAUGGAAAUACAGAUUAAAAAAUACACUUGAAAACAAUUGACUCAUCAACACGCACAUCUUUCACAUCUGUUUUCAUCUUUGAAACUAAAUAACCAGAAAAAAACAAGACAAAAGAUACACAAGACAAUUAAACCAUUGAAACGCUAAAGCCAACAUACCUGAUGAUUUUGAAGAUGACAAUGAUGCUCAAUAUGGUCUCUAUGAUGACUAUGUUUGAUUGAUUGAAUUACAGUGAAAUUAAGUGGAUCAUCUUCCUGUUCAGCUAAUGAACUCUUUCAUCUUACCUAUGAAGACAAGAAAAGUUCUCCUUCUUUUCUUCACUAUUCCUGUUCAGUCUGCCUUACAUGGAAAUAAUUCGAGAAUAAAAUAGCAAUCAAAUGAAAGACUCUUCUGAUUGAAUUUUAACCAACCUGUCAUUUGAUAUUCAUUUUUAGUUGUGCAAUUCUUUGAAAAUGAAAAACUUGUUGAUCUAAAUCAGACAAGUAAUAUUAAUCUUAAAUACCUUCUGUGACCUUAGUUUCAUUUUAAAUUGUUUUCUUUCUCUUAAAAUUUAAUGCUUUUCAAACAGUUUCUCUCCACAUCUUUUUCAGUCUCUUGGUUCAUCAUUCAAACUCAAAUGGCAACUGUUAUAUUAAUUUUCAUUCCAAAUCCCCAAUGUAAUUUGAAAUAUCCACUGUAAAACAAGCUUAUCCUUACUUCCCAUUAGGGUCAAAAACCAAACCAACGAAUUGUUUCCACACGUCUAUAAUUCUGAUGCUUAAAACUCAUGUCACCUCUUUCCCUAUCUUUCUAAUCAUUUUAUCAAUGUUUUCUUCUUUUCCUCUAUUGUUACCUCGAAGCUUAAAAAUAUAGUUAUACGUGUCAUUUAAUAUGAUUACUUUCAAUGUAACCAUGUUUAUGCCACAGUCCAAUUUACCAGAGUUUUUUUCUGUCAUUUAACCAUAUUUUGUAAAUAAAAAUUAUGAAACAAUUAUAAACAACUGAUUUGUUGAAAUAAAACCAAUUGAAUUUAUCGA
This is a messenger RNA of Tetranychus urticae (two-spotted spider mite), 3036 nucleotides long. RefSeq names its product mannosyl-oligosaccharide 1,2-alpha-mannosidase IA. The record is from RefSeq and is a predicted model, not a curated record. Gene Ontology annotation, cellular component: Golgi membrane; endoplasmic reticulum. Gene Ontology annotation, biological process: carbohydrate metabolic process; mannose trimming involved in glycoprotein ERAD pathway. NCBI's taxonomy places the organism in Eukaryota, Metazoa, Arthropoda, Arachnida, Trombidiformes, Tetranychidae. Gene Ontology annotation, molecular function: calcium ion binding; mannosyl-oligosaccharide 1,2-alpha-mannosidase activity.